AUGUUGGGUCCCUUAAUGUGCGCUAGUCCACUCCCGGUGACUGAGUCGACUACUGAUGUGUUGCAGCUCCCGCGAUCCAUUACCCGACUCAUUGUCACCUUGGACGCCCAUAUUCGUAAAGAACGUGGCACGGAGAAUCGGUCUUUGACCCGUGACAUUGACAAAUGCCAUCUCUACGCGAUUUAUGCAUUUGCUGCACGAUGGCUACCUGUAUCUGAUCAUGGAUCCGAAGCUCUGUUUCAGACGAGACAGCAGCAUAUGGCUCUUCGGUCUUGUUUGUGGGAUUUAGCUCGCCAGCAUAUUUUGGUCGCCAUCUCUCAUCCAACCUAUCGGUCGGCCCACGCGCUGCAUUUGUUCGCCACAUCUGGCGCUGCCACACAUUCUCACUUUGACACCUUGGUCGAUGGAUGCCACGACAUCAGUCUCCAACACCACGAAAGAUUGCGGCUCCAAGCUCUAGAAUUCUGUGCAUCAGACUUCAGCUUCUUCUCCAGACAUGCGUCGACAAAGCCCGGCUCCGACAUCGACUACAGCCACGUCCGAGACAUCUUGUAUUGGACAGGUAUUCUAACCGAUGUAUGGCGCACGACCUUCUGCUGCCGCCCUGCCAUCGUACUGCCCGGCCGGAUAGGCGAAGCACGGGUCUGGAGUCAUGUUAGAGAGCACUUGGCUGCCUUUGACCGGGCAUUCGCUCAGGUCCGCGAAUCAGGAGAUUUCAUAAGUGAUCCUCUUGCCACGAUCAUCUUGCAGCAUGCGAGUGCAUGUAAGAGCAUGUUCUGGUAUUCAGUCUCGAAGGUGCAAGACAGUCUCAUCAAUCAUAUCGUGGACGAUCCCCUGGACGUAACAUUUGCAACGGCCAUGAGAGAAAAGGAUCUUUGGGAACGAGUCUUUGGAUCACUUGUGGGGUCUGUGGAGAGAGACUAUGUAAUGCUUGAUGCACAGAACCAGAUCGGCUACUGUAAGCAAAACCUUCCAUUCUUGGCAGACAAUUCGAGUGUUUCGUUACUGACAAUACUAGUCCUGCUUGUCCUGCAUGUCAAUACCGGGAUUCUCAUCCUACUAGACCUUCUAGAGCAGAGCCAAUCCCAUCCCAGCGGAUACACAGCCGCUGACCUGCUCCAACUUCGCCUCAGCCCGACCCGCGCCAUCGUCAAUGCUAUUGGCAUCACGCUUCGCAGCAACGGCUACCGGCAACGCAACCAGCCGCAAAACAUCAUGCUUCUGGACCCUCACCCUGACACUGCGUCCGACUGCAUCUUACGGUGCGGGCAGAGUCUUCUCAAGCUGCACGUUCGCGGCGUCAUUACGCCGUCCGCUUGUCAGACCAUGCUUGCGGUCGUGUUUGAAGCAUUCGAUGUACUUAUGGCCGUUCCCGGGAAAACGGCUGCGAACAAGACUUCCCUGGAGAGACUGUGCGCUGACCGUGCGGUUGAUGGGUUUGGACACAUUUCUCCGUGGACGUCGUUGGGCGCCGAUGCCCCAGGGCCAGGUGAGCUGGAAGCUGCCAAGGCGGUUGUCGGUCAGCUAACGGACGAGAUAUCGGGUGAGGCAGACCUUUUCAGGAUGCUGCUGGGCAUUUCAGCGUGA
Cyphellophora europaea CBS 101466 is the source of this 1587-nucleotide messenger RNA. RefSeq lists its product as uncharacterized. Lineage: Eukaryota; Fungi; Ascomycota; Eurotiomycetes; Chaetothyriales; Cyphellophoraceae. The record is from RefSeq and is a predicted model, not a curated record. The coding region runs from base 1 to 1587 and encodes 528 amino acids. The transcript has a single exon.